AUGGGGGACCUACUUAUGCUCAGAGUGGCUGUGGGCAUAUGCUAUGUAACCUUCAGUGCCUCUGCUUGGUCAGUGAACAAUUUCCUGAUAACAGGGCCCAAGGCCUAUCUGACCUACACCACCAGUGUGGCCCUGGGCGCCCAGAGUGGCAUCGAGGAGUGUAAAUUCCAAUUUGCUUGGGAACGUUGGAACUGCCCUGAAAAUGCUCUCCAGCUCUCCACUCACAACAGGCUAAGAAGUGCUACCAGGGAGACUUCUUUCAUUCACGCUAUCAGCUCUGCUGGAGUCAUGUACACCAUUACCAAGAACUGUAGCAUGGGUGACUUUGAAAACUGUGGCUGUGAUGAGUCAAAAAAUGGUAAAACAGGAGGCCAUGGCUGGAUCUGGGGAGGUUGUAGUGACAAUGUUGAAUUUGGGGAAAGAAUCUCCAAACUCUUUGUGGACAGCCUGGAGAAAGGGAAGGAUGCCAGAGCCCUGAUGAAUCUUCAUAACAACAGAGCAGGCAGGCUGGCAGUGAGAGCCACCAUGAAGAGAACUUGCAAAUGUCAUGGCAUCUCGGGCAGCUGUAGCAUCCAGACAUGCUGGCUACAGCUAGCUAACUUCAGGGAGCUGGGUAACUACCUAAAGGCCAAGUACGAACGGGCACUGAAAAUUGAGAUGGAUAAACGGCAGCUAAGGGCUGGGAACAGUGCCGAGGGCCACUGGAUACCCACUGAAGCCUUCCUUCCUAGUGCAGAAGCUGAGCUGAUCUUUUUAGAGGAAUCACCUGAUUACUGUACCCGCAAUUCCAGCUUGGGCAUCUAUGGCACAGAAGGUCGGGAGUGUCUGCAGAACAGCCCCAACACAUCCAGAUGGGAGCAACGCAGCUGUGGGCGCUUGUGCACAGAAUGCGGCCUGCAGGUGGGAGAGAGAAGAACUGAGGCUAUCAGCAGCUGUAACUGCAAAUUCCAGUGGUGCUGCACUGUCAAAUGUGACCAGUGUAGGCAUGUGGUGAGCAAGUACUACUGCACGCGCUCCCCAGGCAGUGUUUGGUCCUGGGGCAAGGGCAGCGCCUGA
Molecule: messenger RNA, 1056 nt
Organism: Budorcas taxicolor (takin)
Lineage: Eukaryota; Metazoa; Chordata; Mammalia; Artiodactyla; Bovidae
Gene: WNT8A
Product: Wnt family member 8A
Exons: 6
Coding region: 1-1056 (351 amino acids)
Biological process (GO): multicellular organism development; neuron differentiation; cell fate commitment
Cellular component (GO): extracellular region
Molecular function (GO): cytokine activity; frizzled binding
Source: RefSeq, a predicted model, not a curated record